AUGCAAGACUCCCUUGACGUCGCGAAACUACAACAAACGCAGUGCAAUCUCCCUCACGAAUCUGACACUGGCAAAAUUCUUGCCAUUCUCAUCACCGUCUAUGUCACGGCCGUCAUUGCGAUUGUCUUGCGGCUUAUUGCGAAAAAUUUGGCAAAGACGUGGAGUCUAGACGAUGCGUUGAUUAUUGCGGCCAUUGUCAUUGCGAUUGCCCCAGUAUCUGCAAUCAUUCUGAGAUUUGGGAAGCAUCUUUACGACCUCAAAUCGGGUGGUCUACUGCAGAUUCUACGACUCCUGUACGCCGCCGAGAUUGUAUACGUCUUUGUACUCUUGUUCGCGAAGCUUUCCCUCGUCGUCUUUUAUCUAAGAAUCUUCACCGUGCCGAAGUUCCGCAUCGCCGCAUACACCCUGAUCGGAUUCCUUGUUGUUGGCCAGGUAGUCAUCGGCUUCCUCACCAUCUUCUCAUGUCACCCGAUAGAGUUAUUCUGGAACAAAGACAUCCACACCGGUGCCUGCCUCGACGUCAACCAACUCGCCUACGCGAACUCUGCCCUGGCUAUCAUCCAGGACCUACUCAUCCUUGCCCUCCCGAUAGCGAUGCUUCCAGGCUUGCAAAUGAACCGGAACAAGAAAAUCUCGGUCGCCAUGGUGUUCCUCCUUGGAUCCGUCGGCUUCGUUUCAACCAUUAUCCGUCUUCAGGUUCUCGCAGUGUUUGGAAACUCCAUCGACCCAACAUGGGACUACGCGCCCGUUGUAUGGUGGACGACAAUUGAGCUAGGCGUCGUGGUUGUCUGCGCCUGUGCGCCCAUGAUUCGCAACCUAGUCGAGAAGAAAUUCCCGGGCUUCGCGCUCUUCGCGAGGUGGACUACCCCGAAGCCAUCCAAGGGCAGCAGCCCAUCCUCGGACGGCAGCGUCGACAAGCCGACAAAGGCUGCUGGGCGAUAUCAGAGGUUCGGACGGAGUAACAGCCCGCCUCAAUUUAGCGAUAACUACGUCCGUGAUUACAUCACUAGUCCUAAGGGUCCCCCGGUGCCCCCAAAGGACGACCUGCCACCAUCGCGUAGGUACCGGGACAUGUACGCCUACGGUGGCUCCAAGCCCAAGGUGCUCGAGCCCUCGUCGCCGUCGCCUCAGCCAUACGACCUCUCGUGGAGGUCCAUGAACCCUUAUGGGAUUCCGAAAGAUGACCUGGAAUCAAAUAUUGGAAAGACGAACUAUAAUAUUGAUAUUGAGAUGCUGGAAAGGAAAGGGAGAGACGUGGUAGUGGCUCAAAAGGAGCUUUGCUCUCUCUGCGGGAGGGAAAGCUGCAGUCACAUGUAA
Molecule: messenger RNA, 1317 nt
Organism: Colletotrichum fioriniae
Lineage: Eukaryota; Fungi; Ascomycota; Sordariomycetes; Glomerellales; Glomerellaceae
Source: RefSeq, a predicted model, not a curated record